AGGGAAAGAGGAACGGAGAGAGGAUGAGUGAGAAAGAGGGUGGGACGGAUGGGUGUGAAAGUGGGUGUGAGGGAGUUGGGUGGAGUGAGAAAAAGAGAAAAAGAGGAGAAUGGAGAAAAAAAGAUGGAGGGAGCAUAGAGGAAAGAAAGAGAAAGCGACGAUAA
Messenger RNA from Dentiscutata erythropus, 164 nucleotides. The record is from the annotation of a GenBank genome assembly. Lineage: Eukaryota; Fungi; Glomeromycota; Glomeromycetes; Diversisporales; Gigasporaceae.